Candida tropicalis MYA-3404 is the source of this 657-nucleotide messenger RNA. It is a transcript of the gene URA5, whose product is annotated as orotate phosphoribosyltransferase. Gene Ontology annotation, cellular component: cytoplasm. The record is from RefSeq and is a predicted model, not a curated record. Gene Ontology annotation, molecular function: orotate phosphoribosyltransferase activity. Gene Ontology annotation, biological process: pyrimidine nucleotide biosynthetic process; pyrimidine ribonucleoside biosynthetic process; 'de novo' pyrimidine nucleobase biosynthetic process. The transcript has a single exon. The coding region runs from base 1 to 657 and encodes 218 amino acids. NCBI's taxonomy places the organism in Eukaryota, Fungi, Ascomycota, Pichiomycetes, Serinales, Debaryomycetaceae.
AUGUCAUCAUACCAAUCUUCAUUCUUACAAUUAGCUCUUGAUUCUCAAGCUUUAAAAUUUGGUAAAUUCACUCUUAAAUCUGGACGUGAAUCACCAUAUUUCUUCAACUUGGGAUUAUUCAAUACUGGUAAAUUAUUAUCUAAUUUAGCUACUGCUUAUGCUGAAGCAAUUAUUGCUAGUGGUAUUAAAUUUGAUAUUUUAUUUGGUCCGGCUUAUAAAGGUAUUCCAUUAGCCGCCAUUACUGUUUCUAAAUUGGCUGAAUUGGAUCCUGAAAAUUAUGGAAAUGUUGGAUAUUCAUUCAAUAGAAAAGAAAAGAAAGAUCAUGGUGAAGGUGGAUCAAUUGUUGGAUGUGCUUUAAAAGAUAAGAAAAUUUUAAUUAUUGAUGAUGUCAUGACUGCUGGUACUGCAAUUAAUGAAGCCUUUGAAAUCAUUGGUAAUGAAAAAGGUGAAGUUGUUGGUGUUAUUAUUGCUUUAGAUAGACAAGAAACUACCGGUAAAGAUGGUGAUAAAUCUGCUACUCAAGCCGUUUCUGAAAGAUACAACAUUCCUGUUUUAUCUAUUGUCAGUUUAGGUGAAGUUGUCAGUAUUUUGAAAGAUCAAAUCAGUGAAACUGAUCUUAAAUCUAUUGAAGAAUACAGAAGUAAAUAUGGUGCUUAA